Quercus robur (English oak) is the source of this 810-nucleotide messenger RNA. Its product is annotated as borneol dehydrogenase, mitochondrial-like. The transcript is spliced from 2 exons. The record is from RefSeq and is a predicted model, not a curated record. NCBI's taxonomy places the organism in Eukaryota, Viridiplantae, Streptophyta, Magnoliopsida, Fagales, Fagaceae. The coding region runs from base 1 to 810 and encodes 269 amino acids.
AUGGGAAGUUUCUCAGUACUCCCACCUGAAGCAAGAAGGUUAGUAGGAAAAGUAACACUAAUUACUGGUGGGGCUAGUGGCAUUGGUGCAGCCACUGCAAAACUAUUCUCCAAACAUGGAGCUAAAGUUGUAAUCGCAGACAUGCAAGAUGAAUUGAGUCACUCUGUAUGCAAAGAACUAAAUCCUCAAUCCACAACCGUUGUCCAUUGUGAUGUCACCAAAGAAACUGAUGUGGAAAAUGCUGUUAACCAUGCUGUUUCCAUGUACGGUAAGCUAGACAUUAUGUACAACAAUGCUGGUAUUAGUGGAGAAUCCCAAUACAACAUCCCUGACAACACCCAGGCUGAUUUUGAGCAAGUGAUUAGAGUCAACCUGGUAGGUGCUUUCCUUGGUACCAAACAUGCAGCCCGUGUGAUGAUCCCAGCUCGCAAGGGUAGUAUAAUCAGUACUGCUAGCAUAUCCUCAAUCAUGGGAGGCACUGCACCGCAUGGCUACACAUGCUCAAAACAUGCUAUGGCUGGAUUAAUGAAAAACACAGCAGUGGAGCUCGGACAUUUCGGCAUUCGUGUGAAUUGUGUGUCUCCCUACGCGGUUCUUACACCUUUGACAAAGGCAUACUAUAAGCUGGGUGAGGAAGGAAUUUCUAAUUUUUAUUCCAACCUCAAGGGUAAGCUUCUCACGGCAGAGGAUGUGGCUGAGGUUGCGCUCUUUCUUGGAAGUGAUGUCUCAAAAUAUGUGAGUGGACAUAACCUUGUCAUAGACGGAGGCUUGAGCGUUGUGAAUUCAGGCUUUUGUAUGUAUCCACAAUAA